UUGGCCGCCAAUUCAGCAGCAGCACACGCUUCCCCCUCCUCCUUCCUCAUCAGCAAGCUAGCCUCGCUCUUGGGUUGGGCGAACUCCGGCCACCAGCUUCGCUUCGAGAUGGCGUCCAGGGCGGCCGUCGUGGUCCUGCUGCUCUCGGCGUUCGCGGCGGCGGCGGCGUCGGCGCAGCUGGACGAGAAGUUCUACAGCCAGUCGUGCCCCAGCGUGGAGGACGUCGUCCGGAAGGAGAUGGUGCGCGCGCUCUCCGCCGCACCCAGCCUCGCCGGGCCGCUCCUCCGCAUGCACUUCCACGACUGCUUCGUCAGGGGGUGCGACGGCUCGGUGCUCCUGGACUCCACCGCGAACACCACGGCGGAGAAGGACGCGAAGCCGAACCUGACGCUGCGCGGCUUCGGCUUCAUCGAGAGGGUCAAGGCCGCCGUGGAGAAGGCGUGCCCGGACACCGUCUCCUGCGCCGACGUGCUGGCACUCAUGGCCAGGGACGCCGUGUGGCUGGUGAGCACUCGCCACACUGUUCCAAGCUUACAAUGCGUGUAUUCUUCUCCAAGUAGAAAUUCUCAACACAAGUUCGCUGAUUCUUUCACGUACCACGCGCAGAGCAAGGGCCCAUUCUGGGCGGUGCCCCUCGGCCGGCGCGACGGCAGGGUGUCCAUCUCCAACGAGACCGACCAGCUUCCGCCUCCCACGGGCAACUUCACGGAGCUGACCCAGAUCUUCGCGACCAAGAACCUCGACGCCAAGGACCUCGUCGUCCUCUCCGCCGGCCACACCCUCGGCACCUCCCACUGCUUCUCCUUCUCGGACCGGCUCUACAACUUCACUGGCAUGGACAACGCCCACGACACCGACCCGACGCUGGACCCCAUGUACAUGGCGCGCCUCCGCGGCAAGUGCCCGAGCCUCGACGACAACACGACGCUGGUGGAGAUGGACCCCGGCAGCUUCAAGACCUUCGACCUGAGCUACUUCGGCCACGUGGCCAAGCGCAGGGGCCUCUUCCACUCCGACGGCGCGCUGCUCACCGACCCCUUCACCCGCGCCUACGUGCUCCGCCACGCCACCGGCGCCUACAGGGAGGAGUUCUUCGCCGACUUCGCCGCGUCCAUGGUCAAGAUGGGCUCCGUCGAGGUGCUCACCGGCAGCCAGGGCGAGAUCAGGAAGAAGUGCAGCGUCGUGAAUUAAUUGAACUGACUGACUGACCAGAAAGCAGAGAUCGAUUGCCAGCCAGCCAGUAUGAUGGGUUCAGGCUUUUGGUUUGAGAGAUGCAUGUACAAGUUUUUACCUCCGUUCUUUUCCAAUCCUUUUUUUACUGUGUAUCGAUUGAUUAUUUCGUUACAGCCAUCCAUGUAUGUAAUCUCCCUCCUCUUCAGGAUCAGGAUCUGGUGACAAUACAAUAAACCUUUUUGAGUUGUCCA
Molecule: messenger RNA, 1424 nt
Organism: Setaria italica (foxtail millet)
Lineage: Eukaryota; Viridiplantae; Streptophyta; Magnoliopsida; Poales; Poaceae
Product: peroxidase 1
Exons: 2
Coding region: 109-1191 (360 amino acids)
Biological process (GO): response to oxidative stress; hydrogen peroxide catabolic process
Cellular component (GO): plant-type cell wall; plasmodesma
Molecular function (GO): peroxidase activity; heme binding
Source: RefSeq, a predicted model, not a curated record